This is a messenger RNA of Anguilla rostrata (American eel), 3569 nucleotides long. It is a transcript of the gene wdr37, whose product is annotated as WD repeat domain 37. The record is from RefSeq and is a predicted model, not a curated record. Bases 443 to 1927 code for a protein of 494 amino acids. Lineage: Eukaryota; Metazoa; Chordata; Actinopteri; Anguilliformes; Anguillidae. The transcript has 14 exons. Gene Ontology annotation, molecular function: protein binding.
ACCCGGAUGGGGACUAGUGACGUAUUAAUGUUGACGCUCUUCUAGGUGCAUCUCCAGAGGAAGGAAGAUUUGUCAGAUAAAAUAGCUACAUCUAUCUAUAACAAGCUAAUGAAUAAUUCCUACUGGAAAUCAGUCAAAAACCUGGGAGUUAUUGUUUUUUUUAAGCCUGUGGAAAUGGUUAACCAAAAGACACGCUUUCUCUUUUUCUCUGUCGGCAAACUACAUAGGGCACGUGCCUAGUUAACUAAGAUUUGUUUUAAAGUAAGUAGCAUUAGCUGGCUACCGUGCCAGCCAAUGACGUCAGUGCCGUUAAAUUGGCUAUUUACUUUGUGAACUAUCGAUAACUUUUUUGUUUUACGUCCAUAUUUUGCUAGCUAGCUUGUCGACUCCCUAUCCUCUUUUGAAGAUAGGAAGUGUGGAGAAGACACGUCACUGAGGAGGGAUGCCUGUUGAAAGUGGAAGUAGCAUCGCCGCCCGCCAGGCAAAGCAGAAACGCAAGUCCCACAGCCUCUCUAUCGGCAGGACCAACAGCACGGAGCAAGAGCGCGCAGGAAUGCAGAGAGACAUGCUGGAGGGCCAGGAUUCGAAGCUACCCAUAAAUGUGAGAAGCAAUCUUCUAGACCUCUUUGGGCAGAUUGAGCGGGAAUUUGAAAAUCUAUACAUUGAAAAUCUGGAAUUGCGGCGAGAAAUUGACACACUGAACGAGCGCCUGGCAGUUGAAGGGCAGGCCUUUGAUGGAAGUGAUCUGGGCAAGGGCCCUUUAAAAGCAAAAGCUAGUCAUAGCACAAGCCAGCUCUCUCAAAAGCUGAAGACCACAUACAAAGCAUCUACAAGCAAGAUCGUGUCCAGUUUCAAAGCCACUACAUCCCGGGCAGUGUGUCAGCUGGUGAAGGAGUACGUAGGUCAUCGGGAUGGGAUUUGGGAUUUGAGCGUCACUCGGACACAGCCGGUGGUUCUGGGCACUGCCUCUGCUGAUCAUAGUGCAAUGCUGUGGAGCAUUGAGACUGGAAAGUGUCUUCUUAAAUAUGUCGGCCAUGCUGGGUCAGUUAACUCUAUCAGGUUUCAUCCUACUGAACAGAUGGCCCUUACAGCGUCUGGGGACCAGACGGCUCACGUCUGGAGGUAUAUGGUGCAGCUGCCCGCCCCGCAGCCUGUGGCAGACGUCAGCGCGAACUGCGACGAGGACGUGGACUUCUCGGACAAAGACGAGGCGGACGGGGACGCGGACGGCCCCAUCGAGUGCCCCACCAUCCGCCUGCCGUCCAGCACGCUCAAGAGCCACCAGGGCGUGGUGAUCGCCGCCGACUGGCUGGUCGGGGGCAAGCAGGCGGUCACGGCCUCCUGGGACCGGACCGCCAACCUGUACGAGGUGGAGACGUCCGAGCUGGUGCACUCGCUAACAGGUCACGACCAGGAGCUGACCCACUGCUGCACCCACCCGACCCAGCGCCUGGUGGUGACCUCCUCGCGCGACACCACCUUCCGCCUGUGGGACUUCCGGGACCCCUCCAUACACUCCGUCAACGUGUUCCAGGGACACACCGACACGGUGACGUCGGCGGUGUUCACCGUGGGAGACAACGUGGUGUCCGGGAGCGACGACCGCACCGUGAAGGUGUGGGACCUGAAGAACAUGAGAUCUCCGAUAGCGACCAUCCGCACCGACUCGGCCAUUAACAGGAUAAGCGUCUCUGUGAACCACAGGAUCAUCGCUCUCCCCCACGACAACCGGCAGGUCAGGCUGUUCGACAUGUCGGGAGUGAGGCUGGCGCGACUCCCGCGCAGCAACAGACAGGGACACCGGCGCAUGGUGUGCUGCUCGGCGUGGUGCGAGGACAACGCCUCCUGCAACCUGUUCAGCUGCGGGUUCGACCGGCAGGCCAUCGGCUGGAACAUCAACAUCCCCGCGCUGCUGCAGGAGAAGUGAAGACCCGCCCCGGGGCCCGAUCGAUGGGCAUCCUCCUCCUCCUCCUCCUCCUCCGGGGGAGAGGUGGACCUGAGUGUGCGCUGUACUGUCAGUCCACUGGCCUCUGUGUGUGUGUGUGUGUGUGUGUGUGUGUGCGCGUGCUAUACAGAUACGACAUUUCAUCAUCAGCCUCUCUAUGCUUAAAUACUCACAAGGUCUCAAACGCCAGGAGAAAAUAACGAGCACCGGAAUAGCCGCACCUGAGUCGGCAACAUUGCUUUGUGUCGUUGGCCCUGUAGAGGAUUGAACUUAACAGUUCAAGUCAGAGCUUAAUUCUAAAUCUGUGAGAACAUGUCAGUUUUAUUGUGGUUCAGCCUGCGUAUUAUGUAUUAGAUAACUGAUGAUUAACUAUAUUCCCCUGAAUAUUGUGUGUUUGCGUGUGUGUGUGUGUGUGUGUGUGGGGGGGUGGGGGGGGGGGGGUGCGUGCUUUGGGGAGUACUUCUCUGAGUGGAUAAUAGUUACUGUAAAGGAUGCUGUGAAUGAUGAUGAUGACUAGAGAGCUUUACUCAAGUAUCACUCGUGUGCUGUUUUUUUCUCCACCUGGCUCAGUCCGUGGCGGAGGUGAGAGAAUGUGCCAGUGCCAUUUUGAGGAGGGUACCUUUCAGGUCGCUACACACUGUCAUGAGGGACACCUUAAAAAUGCCACCAUUCGUUUUCAGCCUGACCUUUCCGUGGAAGCAACACGUAGCGUAGCGUGAGGACUUUCAGUUUUGUGGAGUAGGAGCUUGGAGUAGAAACUCAUACACAUUUCUUUGCCUCGCAAGGUAAAGGGCUGUUCACCGAUGGCCUUCUAUCUCCAGGGAGGCAGGUAUUCGUCAUUUUGAAAAUGUAAGAAGCUGUCAAAUUUGCCCUUGUACGACCAGAAUCUACAAUCGCAUGCGUGAAUGACUAUGGGUUUAUACACUGGAUGAUCAGAUGACUGGGGUGUCAGUAUAAUAAUUCUGGUUAUGGAAAUUCAAGCGAGGUAGCAUUAGCUUGGUAGCUUAGUGCUACUCAUCAGGUAACAGGCAGACAGGACUGGCACAUUGCCACGCCUCCUCCCAACGCAACCCGACGAACAUUAGCUGUGUCAGCGCAUGCCGCCCCGCUUGAACAGUGUGUAGGGCGUCCUUACUCUUCUGAUACCCCUUACUUCUUCCGUCUGUCAAAAUGGCCUUUUGUUUUGUGAAUUUUAUUGAGUGCAGCUAUAAAGUGUAAUCAUAUUCAAGUCAUUUGUGUACAGAUGCUGUUACAAUUAGUCUGUAGGUAUGUUGAGAUGUUGGCUACUUCAUGUACAGUAAAUUUUUAGCUAUGCAUUUAGGCAAUAAAGGCACUGAUUUAGUUCCAUGAAUGUAAACACGUAAUAAUGAAUUCAAGGCCCGGAUCGUGCCGUCAGACACAAUACUCAGAUGUUUGUGGAUACGGGGCCCAUCCAAAGCACAUCGUCCUCUAAAACAGUAUAGCGCUGUCAGGAUUCAUAGCAUGAGGAGCUAAGCCUAUUACAUUGUAAAUGUCAGCUUUGAAAGACUUAAGCACUAUAUAAAAGUUAUUGUAAUGUGGUAUUUCUGUCUAUUGAUGUUGAAUGUCUCCAAUAAAAAUGCAGUCUGUUUAGACUGCCUGUGUA